UGUCAUUCUUCCAGUAACGUGAAAUGCGUGAUGGUGUAUCGCGCACUUUCGAGCAAAACAUUCAUGCCUUGGUUCGAUGUUACAGAACCCAAACAUUCCUCGGUUCAUCCCCUUGCCUCUCUCAUUUUGUGAUAUGGUAAACAUGAGACAAAUUGAUGGUGGUUUCCCAGGUGAACUGGUACCCAACUGAGAGGUGUAGUGACAUUUAUAAUUGGCGAAAAAGCUCUUCCCAACCUUAGUCUUCAUGAAUGCCAAUCUAAGCCGAAUAUUUGGAACUAUUUGUGCUUGUCUUGUUGCCAUCAGCACAAGUAGCACACUCAAGAGACGGAUUAUUAUCAAUAGUUAAGAUUUAUGAAGGCCCCAAUGAGAGGAAGCAAGAUAAGCAGUUGUGCUUGUAGAACAUGGACAUGACAGGGAACCCUUUAGCAGGACCAAUGUAAUUUAGGGUUAAGGAGGAGUAACUCCCCUUUAGAAGGGCCACAGGUUGGUGUUAAGGCGUGUUUGUGUGUGCACAUGGUAGAGGGAUCACAAGUCAAGGGACUCGACGUUGGAAAGGGGAGAAAUUGUGGCGGGUGGUUUCCUGCCACACACAUGAUGGCUACCAGCAUGGGAAUUACACGGUUGUCUAGGAUCAUGAUGUGGCUAGUACUUGCUUUGUCAACACUUCCCCUUAUUUUAGCUACAGCUACAAGUGAAGCUAAAAGUACAAUGCAUUGUGAGGUGUACAACAGCACUUUAUGCUCAAAGGAAGGCCCCAAGCCCUCAGUGUGUUCUGGAACAGAAACAGAAACUUGCCCAAAGGAGGAAUCCGAGAAAGAGGAAUACUGUUUUGUUGUUUGGACAGAGAAUGAUGGGAAGGUGGAUGUAACAUUUAAGGGCUGUUGGAUCAGUGGCCACAGCUGCACUGAUGAGUGUAUCAGCAGGCAGACAGUGAGUAGCUUGAAAGGGGAUAAAAAUCAUAUAUUUUGUUGCUGUAGUGGCAACUAUUGUAAUCGUAAUUUCUCUUGGAUCCCAGCUGAAGAAGUUCCAGUUGUGUCCACUAUCACUCCAGCAACUACAGAGGAUCCAGACAUAGUGGUAAAGACCGUAUGUUGGACGCUGGGUACCCUCAUUGGUGUGGUCGUCAUAGUCAUUUUUGGUUUUUACUUUUACCGGAAACGGAAAAUGGCAAACUUUAAUGAGCUGCCAACCAUUGAGUCUACUGCUCUGGUACCACCGUCACCUCCAAUGGGCUUAAGACCAAUUCAGCUAAAGGAAGUAAAGGCCCGAGGACGUUUUGGAGCUGUCUGGAAGGCCAAUUUACAUAAUGAGGUUGUUGCUGUAAAAAUAUUCCCUGUCCAGGACAAGAAUUCUUGGGUGGUGGAAAAAGAGGUAUUUUUCUUGCCUCAGAUGUCGCAUGAAAAUGUCUUGCACUUUAUUGGUGCAGAAAAAAGGGGUGACAACCUGCACACAGAGUUCUGGUUGAUCACGGCUUAUCAUGAGCGUGGAUCAUUGUGCGAUUAUCUAAAGGCUAACUUAGUGACCUGGGCUGAGCUCUGUAAAAUUGGUGAAUCCAUGGCCAGGGGAUUGAUGUACCUGCAUGAAGAGCAACCAGCAACCAAAUGUGAAGCACUCAAACCUUCAAUUGCCCACCGCGACUUCAAGAGCAAGAAUGUACUCCUGAAGGCUGAUUUAUCCGCAUGCAUUGCUGACUUUGGUCUGGCACUUGUCUUCCAUCCAGGACAGUCAGCUGGUGAUACUCACGGACAGGUUGGUACUCGUCGUUACAUGGCUCCAGAGGUUUUAGAUGGUGCCAUUAAUUUCCAGCGGGAUGCCUUCCUACGCAUUGACAUGUAUGCCUGUGGCCUGGUUCUCUGGGAGAUACUGUCCAGGUGUUCAAGUCAGGAUGGUCCUGUGCCAGAGUAUCACUUGCCAUUUGAAGAAGAAGUUGGACAGCACCCAGCACUGGAGGAAAUGCAGGAAUGUGUUGUAACAAAGAAGAUUCGACCUGCCAUCCGAGACAGCUGGCGAAAGCAUGCUGGGAUGAUGGCCUUAAUUGACACGAUGGAAGAGUGCUGGGAUCAUGACGCUGAAGCACGUCUAUCUGCCUCCUGCGUUGUAGAAAGACUAGCCAUGUCUUCUCGAAACCAGCCCUUUUCCCCUACCUCAAAUCCACACAAGGAGUCAAGCAUAUAAGGCCAUGAUGUGGUGGCCAUGUACCUGGACAAGUACCUGUGCUGUAACCACCAGUUCUGGGUGCUGGUGCGGGACAGAACCCAGUCAGCGCGUCCCUGUGUUGGGGGCCUAGUGUAUCAAGUGUCUGCCUCAGUACCCCUCUCCUUUCACCAACAGUUCCACCCCAUAGCCAGUAGUCCUAGUAUGGCUGACUUACUUUUAUUUCAGUGUUUGUGUUGAAAGUUUUAUGUCAUCAUCUGUAAAAAGCAGAAGGUGUUAGAAAAUUAUCCAAAAGUGAAUUCUGUUUCAUAUUUCAUUUAUUAUUUGAUACACAUCAGUACUUAAAACUCAGUACUGAUUUGUGAGAGGCUGCAUUAGUGACUGAGACAUGUCUUCCUUCCUCUUAUUGGUUAGUGCAAUAGUUUUAAAAUUUUCCACGGUGCUGUGAUGCAUUUUGAUUUGUGAAAUUUUCAUUUUCACCAUUUCAAGUAAAGCAGGAAAAACAUGGGAGCUAUAAAAUUCAGCUAAGCUAGUAGAGCCCUUAAAAGAGACAAUGUGGCCCAUAGAAGUUGGGAAAGACAGGCUGUUUGGAAGGGGGGGAGGGGGGAGACUGAGUGUAGUGCCAAAGGGGCCAACAGGGAAGUGCUUGGGCCAAGAAGGAAAUGCUCAGGUCAAUGAGAGAAUGAGAGAGUGGAAAAUUUGUGCUCUGAACUGUUCAUGAUGAGCCCCACUGGCUUGCUGUUGAAAAUGUCAUACAAAGCUGCCAAACAUAUGUCUGGGUCAAAAUACUCAUGGAUAGUAUUUCAAUGACUGCUGGCAUUUUCCCCUUUUCACAAUAUCUGAUAAUAUAUACUCAAAAAAGAAUGAAUAAAAGAAUAGACAACCAGCAAAGGAAAGCAGGGUAUGAAGCAAAAGUAUUAUUUAUAUGUUAGUGAAUUAUAUACAGUGGAUGUGUGUUCAAAUGUGAGGUUACAUACUAUGUAAAAGAAAGUGUAAACAUUUACAUAGACUGACGAGAAGUUUGCAGCUAAUAUCUCAGGACAAAAAUGAUGUAGGAGGAAGCUUAAUUGAGAUGAUGCUAAAGAAGCUCUUUAGGGAAAGAAAAGUAUUCAUGUGACGAGAUGGGAUAUGGGUUUAACCUGGCAUUUCCCAGAAGCCCCCAAAAAAUCACUUUGGGAAUUGAUUCUUCACCUCAGGAAUUGCCUUCCAUGUGUCCCCACUGCCAGAGUUACGGUCAUAUUUUUAUCAAACAUUAGAGACUCUUAACCCUUGUUGUUUCCCUUAGUCCAGCAGGAUGGCGAGUCAUUGAAGUGGUCUGUGUUUCUACGGCUGGAACUUGAGCCUCGUAAGAGUAAAAAUAUGGUAUUCCCAUUGUAAAUUUGAAUACAGUGAAGGAGGUAUUUCUUUAUGUUUAGUGAUUAAAUGUCAGUAUUCUUCCUCCUGUUAUAGUUUAUAAAAUUUGAUUUAACUGGGAAAACCUGGCUUUCAUCUUUAGAAAUAAAAAAUAAUUGCUCAAUUGAAAAGGUAGUCAAGAAAUGCUGUUUUUGGCUGGGUUUCAUGACAAAUGUUACGGUUUUGAAAAGACUUGACAGGCAAAAGCAGCCUCCUGCUGGAUCAAGAGAGGAGACAGCUGAUUGGGAGGGUUGGUAAUGCUUUAAGAAUACGACCGUUAGUUCCUCGAGUUGAGUAAUGGCAUGGUGGGGUUCAUUGCACACACUCUUUGCAUUAGUGCUGAAGAAUGGUCUCAUACCAUUAUAGGCCUUUGCAACUUACUCUUCCUCAAUCAUUGUUUUUAGGUUUAUUUUCCCAAAGUCAUAUUUUUAAUCAAUUCUUAAUCCAUUAUUGUUAACCAUUACACUCACAAAUUGGCAUAUGUAUGAAUUUAAUUUGACAUCAGU
Messenger RNA from Macrobrachium nipponense, 4052 nucleotides. Its product is annotated as activin receptor type-2A-like. Gene Ontology annotation, biological process: activin receptor signaling pathway; cellular response to growth factor stimulus; protein phosphorylation. The record is from RefSeq and is a predicted model, not a curated record. Lineage: Eukaryota; Metazoa; Arthropoda; Malacostraca; Decapoda; Palaemonidae. Gene Ontology annotation, cellular component: activin receptor complex; plasma membrane. Gene Ontology annotation, molecular function: ATP binding; activin binding; activin receptor activity. The coding region runs from base 514 to 2175 and encodes 553 amino acids. The transcript is spliced from 12 exons.